UCCUGUGACCAUGCUUACAAAAGAUGCCCCAGGCAGCGGAGCUUCUAAACCCAAGCCAAAGCCAGCCAAAGUGAAAGCUGAGCCACCCCCCAAGAAGAGGAAAAAAUGGCUCAAGGAAGCAGUAUCUUCUUCAGACUCAGAUUCCAGCCCUGACCAGCAGAGUGAGGAGGAACAUGUGCCCACAGUUCACAUUCUCAAUACACGAGCCAUGAAGGAGAUGUACCGCAGUUACGUGGAAAUGCUGGUCAGCACUGCCCUUGAUCCAGACAUGAUCCAAGCUCUUGAGGAUACAAACGAUGAACUUUAUCUCCCGCCCAUGAGGAAAAUUGAUGGGAUUUUGAACGAUCAUAAGAAAAAGGUGCUGAAGAGAGUGUCGCUGAAUCCAUCGCUACAGGAAGCACUCCACAUGUUCCCCCAACUCCAUGCCGAGACAUGUGAUACAACAGUUAAGUUGCUCCCAGGUGGUGAUCCCUACAACCGCAAGACACUCAACAAACUCAAGAAGAAUGUAUCCAAACCACAACUCUGUACCAUUCCCUUCACCACUACAAAUACCACACCUUUCUGCGUUGUAAAGAUGAGACAACGGCCAUUGAGGGUCAAGAUGAAGAUUUGGGCCAGGAGGAGGUGGUGCAGCAGUGCAUGCGCAACCAGCCAUGGUUGGAGAAACUCUUUGACUCCUUCAGCGAGUUGCUGACUCAGGCGCAAAGCAAAUGUGCAUGACACGGUCAUCAGAGCUACGCCCCAGGAGGGGCCGCCUAACGCCUGCCCCUCUGCAGAGCCAGAGCAGGAAGUGGGGAGAGGAAAGUCGAGGGGUAUCAUUACAGGCAACGAGUUCAGACUCAGCUCACACCACCACCACCACCACCACUCCCCCUUCUCCUUGGGGGUUUCUCUUUUUCCUUAAACAGGACAUGGGACAAGCCUCUACUAUGGUGGUGGAGAGUGGAGGUUUGCUAUGGCAGACAGGACAUGUUGAAGAGGGUUCUCAUCAAAUAAUUGGAUGGUUGGA
Molecule: messenger RNA, 1012 nt
Organism: Thamnophis sirtalis
Lineage: Eukaryota; Metazoa; Chordata; Lepidosauria; Squamata; Natricidae
Source: RefSeq, a predicted model, not a curated record